Molecule: messenger RNA, 2142 nt
Organism: Lachancea sp. 'fantastica'
Lineage: Eukaryota; Fungi; Ascomycota; Saccharomycetes; Saccharomycetales; Saccharomycetaceae
Source: the annotation of a GenBank genome assembly
AUGGCUAAACGUAUUGCGGACACUCAGAUGACUCGAGAAGCACUCGAGGCAGCUGGCAGUGACGAAAAGGACACGACAACUCCUUCUCAAGAAGGAUUCAAGCAAGCGUCUAGUGAAGUGCUCAGCAAACGCAGAAUAGCACAACCUAGAAAACGGAAGAACCUGGGCUUUGGCAACGGCACUGGUAAUGGGAAUGGCUUUGGAAACCAGCAAGCCCCUGCGGCAAAUGCUUUUUCGUUUGGUCAAUCGUCGCCCGCCGCAUCCUCUAAUGCCACCACAUCGAAUGCUUUCGCUAGCGUAAAUGCACCUAAGAGCGUGAGUGAGCCAGCUUCCGUCUCAAGCACCGAUAUACCCGCUAAACGCAAUGCUUUGAACUUGCAGUUCCAAACCAAACUCUCUGAAUACAUCUCCAAUGAUCCCUGCGCUGACUUGUCAAGUGUAUGCGAUCAAUACAAAAGUCAUUUUCAAGAUAUCAUGAGCACACAAAACCUUGCCAAGACCCAAGCGACUACCACGUCAAAUCCGGAACCAAAGUCUACAGCCCCUGCUGUAGCUCCGGCUCCUGACUCUACUGCCAACAAGAUCAACGCAGUCCCAGAAUCCGAUUCCGAUUCCGAAUCUGACGCCGAAAUUAAAGUUCAGGGCCCUACAUUCACAUUAAGUGAAAAACCGACCGCUAAAAACUCUGUAUUUAGUUUUGGUCCUAAAAAGACCACAAAGGCGGAUACCAGUGAUUCAGAAAGUGACGUUGAGAUCAAGGGCCCUUCUUUCUCCUUCAAACCCUCUGCGGCCUCGGCUACUGCCAAGCCUGUUUUCAAGUUCAGUUCUGGAGAAUCUCGCAAAAGCUCCACUGACAAUAUUGGUGAUGCAGAAACUAUCAAUGCGACCACUAAGCAGGCCCCCAAAUUCAGUUUUGGCGCAUCGUCAAAGCCCUUUGGCUCUACGGAAAAACCAACUUCUGUUUCUGAUACCAGUAGUUCGGAACAGCCGCCAAAAGCUUCCUUCGGUUUUGCUCAGCCAUCCAAGAACUUGAAUACUUCCACUGAAACGCAAGAAGCUAAGACGCCUUCAUUCUCUUUUGGCGCUAAUACAGCAGCGAAGUCAGAUAGCAAUGGAGUGAAGUCGAAACCAGCUUUUUCCUUUGGACAAACUGCUUCUACCGCGAACACCGAGAAGGCAGCGGAAAAACCCGCGUUCAAGUUUGGAGCAUCGAACACCUCAGUCAACAGCGAUGAUACGGUUAAGAAACCCAGCUUCGCGUUUGGUGCAUCCACAGCAUCUGGGGAGAAGGCUGAGGAAACUCCUACAAAAGAAACUGAAAAAGCCUCUGGAGAAAAGACUGAAAAACCUUCUUUCAGUUUUGGCUUUUCCGCCUCUUCGAACGAUUCCGCCACCUCGGGAUCCAAUGGAAACAAUCUGUCGAGCACUAAGCCAGCACCGUUCUCUUUUGGGUCCACACCUGGGUCUGACGAGUCCACAAAGCCAAAGCCAAAGCCCUCAUUUGUCUUCGGCCAAAAGUCAGAAACGCAGCAAAGCGAAGUUGAAAAGCCUAAGCCCUCCUUCACAUUCGGAUCAGCCAAUACUUCUUCAGCUCCAAGUUUUACGUUUGGUAAGCCAGCUGAGGUCAAGGAAACACCUUCCAGUGGCUUCAAGUUCAGUCUGCCUUUUUCAUCGGCUUCGGCGUCGACAGAAAUCUCUAAUAACACUAAAGAACCACAACCCGAAAAUACUGUUGCCACGGAACUGCAACCAGAAGAAGAAACAAAGACGAUGACUAUGACCAAUGGUGAAGAAGGGGAAGCUCUACUUUUCUCCAAGCGCGCCAAGCUAUUAUUGGUCAACCCUGAUACAAAAGGCUACGAUUCGAAAGGUACCGGAGAGUUGAAGCUUCUACAGGACAAAGAUGACAAGACCAAGGUAAGGAUAUUGUGCAGAUCAGAUGGAAUGGGACAUGUGCUUCUCAACACGAGCGUCGUGAAGGCCUUCCAAUACGUUCCGGCUGAUGCAGAGAGGGAAAACUUCGUUAAAUGUCCGGUAGUCAAUGGCGAAGGAAAGCUUGAAAAUUACGUUCUUCAAGUCAAGCAAAAAGCAGAUGGUCGGCAAUUGUGCAAAUCUAUAAAAGAAGCGCAAGACGGCAUGUAA